Molecule: messenger RNA, 3805 nt
Organism: Zingiber officinale
Lineage: Eukaryota; Viridiplantae; Streptophyta; Magnoliopsida; Zingiberales; Zingiberaceae
Product: type I inositol polyphosphate 5-phosphatase 4-like
Exons: 12
Coding region: 1328-3001 (557 amino acids)
Biological process (GO): phosphatidylinositol dephosphorylation
Molecular function (GO): phosphatidylinositol-3,4,5-trisphosphate 5-phosphatase activity; inositol-polyphosphate 5-phosphatase activity; phosphatidylinositol-4,5-bisphosphate 5-phosphatase activity
Source: RefSeq, a predicted model, not a curated record
CUAUAUAUUCUUCAUAAGCUUCUCAUGAUGCAGAGCAAAAAGAAAAAAGAAAGCUUAAUAUUACAGUCAUUCAUAUUAAACAAGUAGAGGAUUGAAUAUGAAGUUUUGACAUGACUGAUGCAUGGUUGUGAGGUGGAGGAGGUUGAUGGAAGAUCACAAGGAAGGGCAUUCAUGGCCUAUUGAUUGAUCAGACAGUUUGAUAUGAAGGGCUACGUGCCUAGUAAUUCUUUGGCAAUUCUGAGGCAGCUUCUCCUCAGACAGUUCCCAAGAUGGUUCGAGCAAGAUCAUGAGUGCCAGUGCAACUCACCUUAAUUUAUGGCCUUGAGGAGCUAAAUCAAACAGGGUGUCUCCUAUCUGCUCAGUGAAGGCCAGGCAGGAACCUGAAUUCGAAGGACGCACGAACUGGUCUGCCCCUUAAAUACAGCAUUCGAGCAGCAGAGGAGCCCUACAGCCACGAGGAAGCUCGAGGUGGAGAUGUUGUGGCAGUUGGUGCAGCAGUAGACAAGAACAGACAGCCCAGCGUUCUAGGAAACAAUUGACUGCACGCAGAAAAGUGGCGAAGCUGUUCUAGACAUUCCCCUUCCAUUUAAUGCAAAAGAUAAACCAAAAACAGGAAGGGAAAAAAAUCACAUUUUUACGAGUAGAGAGACUUGUUUGCGAUCAAACUAUUCUAUUGCGAGUAGAAAAAUUCGAUUUUUUUAAGCUAAUAAUCAUCUCUCGAGGAUCAGACGAGUCUUUGUCAUUUGUGUUCUUCACUGGUUUUUGUUACUCCUGUAAAGGAACAGUGAGAAAAGAACAGCCAACUGACCGCGGGCAGGAUUUUGAGGAUGCAGGAGCAGAGUCAGCCUGGAGACAGGGACUGACGAGGGACGGGCAGCAGAUGCGUAGUUGUCUACUCGUAUUCUACGACUCUCUCUCUCUCUUGGACUCUUCUUACCAGCUUUGUUCUGGUUUUGGGGGAAGCAAAGUGCCUGGGAGGAAGAAGUCGAGGAGAGAGAAAGGCAGGUUUACGAGGGAGGAUAAAGCUCCAUGCUUCCGCUUUUUCUCCUCUUCAAAUUGGACGCUUUGCUGUAGCGGAGUCCGAAAACAAGGCCUAGGCAUUGGGGAGAGGGGAGGAAGGCAGUGCGCGCUCUCCCAUUCGCUCUUCUUCCCUGAAUCUGCGUCCACAAUCACAGCUUUCCCCUUUCUUAGGAUCCGUAGGCUUCGGAUCCCUCUUUCUUUGCGGAAAAACUUCAUCUUCUUCGUCGAAAAAAACCGGCCUUUUGCGCUUCUUCGACAUCGACAUCGGCAUCAGCAGCGGUGUGCAUGAAGGAGGACUUCUGGAACAAUGAGAGAUGACAGCUCGAGGAAAGACAAGAAGUCAUCUUGGUCCAAGACGGUACGAAAAUGGUUCGGCACCAAGAACAAACCUCAGCACUUCCACGCCGAUGAUGAUGCGUUUGGAAGAGAAGACGAUGGGAAAUGGAGUGCCAAUUCAGCAGACAUGGAGAUAAACACAGCGAAGAAAAACAGAAGAGAGAGACAGUUCAAGAGGAACUCAGAUGCUGACACAGCUCAAGUUGCAGAUGUUCAGGAUUACAAAAUUUUUGUAUCGACAUGGAACGUUGGUGGCAAGUCCCCAACAAAGACUCUGAAUCUUGAGGAAUGGAUCCAUACAUCACCACCUGCAGACAUUUAUGUUCUGGGAUUUCAAGAGAUUGUUCCUCUCAAUGCCGGCAACGUUCUCGGUUCAGAAGACAACAUUCCGGCCAAGAAAUGGCUGGCACUCAUUAGAAAGACAUUGAACACUCUUCCAGGCGCAGGUAAUUGCGGCAGCUACCGUUUACCGUCUCCGAUCCCCAAUCCACUGGUUGAGCUAGAUGCUGAUUUUGAGGGAUCCUCUACGAGGCACAUGAAUUCAUCAUUCUUCCAUCAACCGUCGGUCCUCUACACGAGUCGUAGUUUGAGAAUUGGUGAUGAUAUCGCGGUAAUGCAACCAUGGUUGGAUCGAAGGUAUAGUGUUUGUGACCGGAUGAGCAUCGAGAGCAGGCCAAGCAACUUUGAUCCCAAUUUCAGUUAUGGAGGCUCACCCUAUGAUGAGAUUGGCAGGGGAGAAUCACCUUAUGCUGGUCUUUUCUCACCAAUGCCAUUUGCUUAUGGAGCUCCACAGUAUUUGGAAGAAACCGAUACGUCCUCAUCGGUUCACUCGAGUUCUAGAUACUGCUUAGUUGCAAGUAAGCAGAUGGUUGGCAUAUUCUUGACAAUUUGGGUUCGAAGUGAAAUUAGAACCGACAUAACGAACUUGAAGGUCUCUUGUGUCGGAAGGGGACUAAUGGGUUAUCUCGGAAACAAGGGUUCGAUAGCAAUCAGCAUGUGUUUGCAUCGAACGAGCUUUUGCUUCGUCUGUAGUCAUCUAACUUCAGGAGAGAAAGAAGGAGAUGAGUUGCGGAGGAACUCAGAUGUGAUUGAGAUAUUAAGGAAAACAAAGUUUCCUCGAGUGCAGAAAGUGUUUGACGACAAGUCUCCCGAAACAAUUCUUGAUCAUGAUCGCAUUAUAUGGCUCGGCGACUUGAACUACCGUAUUGCACUUUCGUAUCAAUCAGCAAAAGCUCUAGUUGAGAUGCACAACUGGAGAGCAUUGUUGCAAAGGGAUCAGCUUCGAAUAGAGCAACGGUGCGGCCGUGUCUUCCAAGGAUGGAAAGAAGGAAGGAUAUCCUUUCCCCCCACCUACAAAUAUUCAAACAACUCCGACCGAUAUGCCGGUGAAGACAUACACCGUAAAGAGAAGAGGCGAACACCGGCAUGGUGUGAUCGCAUAUUAUGGCAUGGACAAGGCCUUACUCAGCUAGCUUAUUUACACGGCGAGUCGAGAUUUUCCGACCAUAGACCAGUACAUAGCAUUUUCACCGCGGAGGUCGAAACAGUCAACCGCAAUAGAAUCAAAAGCACGAGCUCUAGCUCUCGGGUUGAGGUGGAAGAACUAUUGCCAUACUCUCAUGGUUUCGCGGAAACUUACUAUUAAUUCAUUGGCACAAACCACAAAUCAAGGUCCCAAACCUUUUUCUUCAUCAAAAACAAUCCCUUUAUGCACAAAUCAUAGAAGAAUCACUCGGUAUACUGAUCAAAAACAUCCCUUUAUGCACAAAUUAUACAAGAAUCACUCAAGCAAAGAAAGCAGCAAGGGAUUCAAACCAAAGCAGUAUCAACAACUGAGCUCAUUUCUGCUUGCUGACUGCCAGAAAAGAUGCAAGAGGCCAGUUCCAGGCUUCCACCAUAGAAUUUUGCUGGCCACAAGAUAACCAGAUUUGUUUCUUCUUUUUUUUUCACUGGCAAGUCACUUGGCAGUUCCAUUGAGUUGAUCAAGGAAGAUGCCCCAAUAAAAGCAACCACUGGUGCCUUUCCCAAGAACUGCCAAGUGGUGUGUCAGUAUAGUUUAAGCAUUGAUGUCUGAGAAAGAGUGCAGGAAUAUGUUUUUCAAUAAAGAAUGAGAGGAUUGAGACAAUUCAUUGUAGGCAGAGAGUUCUUUCUGUUGAAUAUGCUGAAGAAAGGUGGUCAGUUCUGAGUAGACUCAUUGCCACUGUCAUAAAGAAUUAGCAGUUGAUGAUUUGGUGGAUAGUGUUCUUGAGCUUUUUCUUGGAAACAAACUGGAAAAGGGAUGAAGAUGGAGAUAGCAGAUCUGGUUGGGGAACUUGCAGACAUGAGCUCAAGGACCCCUAAAAUUAGGCAGAGGGAAUAGGAUAUCUGAAUAUUUAAUGUGAGUGUCAGUCAAAAGGAAUGGAGUAUCAGCCUUUAGAGGGAGGAAUAAAUUUGGUGUUUAAUAAUAAUA